UGCUGCUCCGACAUCCACGGCUCAAAAGCGACUAUUAAUAACAUUUUAGAAAGCGCAAAUUCACACAGAUUUGGCAACAUCAGCAUGUCACAGCGCAGUGCAGAAAACACUGACUCCAGAGAGAGACAUGCCUUCUUUGCAGCCAAUACAGCCCACAUAAAACUUACCUCGCAUGCGGCCCAAGAUGGCGACAAGGAUAGAGAAGACCAUGACCAGUCAAGGCUGCAAUCCCCUGCCGAGCAACACUCCAUUACAGGAGACAUGAUCCAACAGAUGCUGGAUACAAUGGCAGAGAAACUCCAAAAAGCGAUACACGAAGCAACAUCCGACAUUAAAAAAGAUUAG
This is a messenger RNA of Pelobates cultripes (western spadefoot toad), 345 nucleotides long. The record is from the annotation of a GenBank genome assembly. NCBI's taxonomy places the organism in Eukaryota, Metazoa, Chordata, Amphibia, Anura, Pelobatidae.